AUGAGUGAGGAUUGGAACUACUCGAUUAUUCAAGAGACAGUCUGGGCACCCAUAGGUGGAGACCGAGAGAAGGAGCGGGAGUGGAGGGAAUGGCGUGACCGGUCAUGGGAACGAGAAGGGGGGAGGCGAGGCCGCGGCCGCCAGCUGCCUCCGACACCUACUAAACCGUCCACCUUACAGGUCAAACAGCAGCCACCCUUGACCAGAAUUAGCCACAGCCCAUCGCACUUAUCGUUGAGGCCCACUGUGCGAGAGCCGUUAGAGCCUCUCCAUGACGAGUAUGAGUACGGCCGAGAAGUUGAAAGACUGAUCCAUCGAGACUAUAGAUCUAGGGAGAGGCGCGGUUGGGGAUAUGAGGGCGAGCGCGGAGUGCGGACGUACGAAGCGCCGCUGAGCUACGAGGCGGCUCUGGCGAUGGGGCGCGGAGGGGGCGCGCGCGCUCUACCGUCGCCGGGCAGCGCCGGGCCGCGCCUCCCCAACGGCUAUAAGCCCCGAACGCGCCACUCCGACUCCGACGAGGACGAUUGGUGCUAG
Messenger RNA from Leptosia nina, 534 nucleotides. NCBI's taxonomy places the organism in Eukaryota, Metazoa, Arthropoda, Insecta, Lepidoptera, Pieridae. The record is from the annotation of a GenBank genome assembly.